AUGAAAAUUGAUUAAGGUUUAAAUAAAAAACAUGAUAAAAUUAAGAAAGUAUUUUUACAAGCCUUAAUUUUGAAUGCAUAAUAAAAAACAUAACUUAAAGUGAUUGAAAUGAGAAAAAACUAUAAUUUAAUGAAAAGAUAUUUAUUUAAUUGGAACCUAGCCCUUAUGAGAAAAUACAGAAUGAAAGAAAUAUGUUAUUUUGUUAAAAAUUAAUACAGAAAAAAGUUAUAAAAGAAAAUAGUUCAAUUAUUAAAUGAUUAUACAUUAAAAAGAUAACACAAUCGCAGAAAAUUGAUAAGAGCUGAAAAUUAUUAUAAUAAUAGAAUACUAUAAAAGUCAUUUCGAUCUCUAAGAAUUAAUGAAAAGCAAAGUAAAUAAGAAUUCUUAGAAAAAAGAAAAUUAAUUGAUGAAAAAGAAUAAAAAUUUAUUAUGAAUUAAAAGGAACUGUAAAAAAAAUUAAUGGCUGAGGCAUUUUAUUCUUCAAAACUUAUAAUGAAAUCAUUUCUUAAUUGGAAAAAAUUUAUAUUUUUUUAAGAUAAACAAGAUUAUUAUUUCAAUUAUACAAACAGAGUUGAAAAUUGGAAUUUAAAAUAGUAGGAAUAAUAAGUUGAAAAAGAAAAAAUAAAUAAGAAUGGAAAUAUUAAAUCAGAGUAUUGUAUAAUGCUUGAAGAGAAGAUUAAAUUUUAUCAAAAGUAUUAAGAUUAAUUAACAAGUUUUUAAAAAGAGGUUUUAAAAAAGGAAAUAUGUUAAUUAAAGUAAUUAUAAUGA
Molecule: messenger RNA, 768 nt
Organism: Paramecium sonneborni
Lineage: Eukaryota; Ciliophora; Oligohymenophorea; Peniculida; Parameciidae
Source: the annotation of a GenBank genome assembly